Molecule: messenger RNA, 646 nt
Organism: Aplysia californica (California sea hare)
Lineage: Eukaryota; Metazoa; Mollusca; Gastropoda; Aplysiida; Aplysiidae
Product: chymotrypsin inhibitor
Exons: 3
Coding region: 245-472 (75 amino acids)
Biological process (GO): response to wounding
Molecular function (GO): serine-type endopeptidase inhibitor activity
Source: RefSeq, a predicted model, not a curated record
GACCCAAUGCCUAGGGAAAAUGGGCGUGUCCGUUCAGCCUGUCCCCCGUUUCACACACGGCGGGAUUGGCUACCAGUACCAAAGCACACUCACUGUAAAAAUAACGCCGAUCAGUUGCGCUCUGUUUCUUGUGUCGGCUAGACGUCUUGGAGCUUGAGACGUAGUAUAUCUGCUGAAAUUAAACUGCCUUUCUUCCUGUUUGAGGAGUUUGUUGAGUGUGUCUUCAACUUCAACCAGUCAAAAAAUGUCAGAUCAAGAUCAGCAACAACAGCAGCCGAAAACAAGCUGGCCAGAAGCAGUGGGAAAAACCUUUGAAGAAGCUGAGGAAAUGAUCAAGACGGAUAACCCAUUUGUUAAGCAGAUACUAAAAGUGCCAGAAAACUCGCCUGUGACCAUGGACUACCGACCAGACAGAGUCCGCGUGUUUGUCAAUGAGGCAGGAGUGACCGUCGAUGUUCCUCGGACAGGCUGAUCUUGCACUGACCUCAAGAGAAUACACACUACUCCAGUGACCGAGGGAUACUAUUUUGUCCCGCAGGUUUUAUACACCCCACAUAAUUUUGCACAAUUUCAUCGCUUUUUGCAUAGUUUCUUAUUAUUUUCGUUUAUGUUUGUUACUCUCUUGUAACACCUCUAAUCUUCUGGC